CUUCCCAUCUCUCCAUUCAGAAAGCACUCACCUCCCAGUCUUCUGAGGUCCCCCUUGGUCAUGACUGGAUCUGUCUUCUCCUGGUACUACAUAGGAACUGGGAUUUUGAGGUACUGGUAGGAAGUCAGGAAUGUUUAUCACAAAUCUCAGUCAUGUGGUGUGACGUUGGGCCUUGGUUUCCCUGGCCACAAAAUCCAAGGCUUUGCUGCCUUCAGCUCUGUCUGUGGGAGGGAGCAACUCCUCUGGAAGUUCCCGAGGUUCUGAAAGAGCUAGGUCCACCAGGAACCCUGAGGAUCUCUGAUUUCCACCUGGAGUUCUCCUCCCUCCUUAGGGGUCUGAUAACCUGUGUGUCUUGAGGCAGUUCUAGAAUGUUCUUUCUUCUGUUCUUCUCCACAGGUGGACCACUUGUGGGCCUGCAUGGCUCCGUAGAGGAUGAAGCCCAACCCCACAGGCUCCUCCCCAGAGACCUGCAAAGCUGCAGGCCAGGGCGAGAAGACCUGCCCUGUCUGCCAGGCCAGGGGAGGGGUCUCAGGUCCAGCGCCUGGCAUAGGGUCUGGUUCAGGGCUUGGAGCAGGACCCAGUGCUGUUGUAGGGCCUGGACCAGGGCCUGGGGUGGUUCUAGGGCCUGGGCCAAGAGCUGGUGCUGCUCAAGGGCCCAGUGUGGUUCCAGGGCCUGGGCCGGGAGCUGGUGCUAUUCUGAGACCUGGCCCAGGAACUGGGUCAGGACCUGGGCCAGGAACUUCACCGUCACCAGGGACUGGGCCCCGACGGGGGUCAACAACCCCAGCACCAGCACCGCAGCCGAAGACUCAGUCCAAACCCACUCCGGCGCCCAGGCAGAAGGUUCUGGUGACAGGAGGAGGAGGCUACCUGGGCUUUAGCCUGGGUUCCAGCCUGGCUAAGAGUGGCACUUCUGUCAUCCUGCUUGAUCUACGCAGACCCCAGUGGGAACUGCCCCCAAGGACUGAGUUCAUCCAGGCUGAUGUCCGAGAUGAGGAAGCCCUGCACCGUGCCUUGGAAGGGGUGGACUGUGUCUUCCACGUGGCCUCCUAUGGCAUGUCUGGUGCUGAGAGGCUGCAAAAAGAACAGAUUGAAUCUAUAAAUGUCGGAGGCACCAAACUAGUGAUCGAUGUCUGUGUCCGCCGGAGGGUUCCGAGGCUCAUCUACACCAGCACCGUCAACGUGGCAUUUGGCGGGAAACCCAUAGAGCAGGGCCAUGAGGACUCGGUGCCAUACUUCCCCCUGGACCAGCACAUAGACCACUACUCCCGAACCAAAGCCAUCGCCGACCAGUUGACCCUCAUGGCCAACGGGACUCCUCUCCCAGGAGGGGGUAUUCUUCGGACCUGUGUGCUGCGGCCCCCCGGGAUCUACGGCCCUGAAGAGCAGAGGCACCUACCCCGAGUGGCGGGCCACAUCAAGAGGAGGCUGUUGAUGUUCCGAUUUGGGGACCGCAGGACACGGAUGAACUGGGUCCACGUCCGCAAUCUGGUGCAGGCUCACGUGCUGGCAGCAGAGGCCCUCACGGCGGCCAAGGGCUACGUGGCUAGCGGGCAGGCCUACUACAUCAAUGACGGGGAGAGCGUCAACCUCUUUGAGUGGAUGGCACCCCUGUUUGAGAAGCUGGGGUACCACCAGCCAUGGAUCCAGUUGCCUACUUCCUGGGUUUACCUGGCAGCCACCGUGAUGGAGUUCCUGCACCUGAUCCUUCGGCCCAUCUGCAGUGUCCCCCCUCUGCUCACUCGCAGUGAGGUGCUCAGCGUGGCAGUGACGCACACCUUCCAGAUCGCCAAGGCCCGUGCUCAGUUGGGCUACUCUCCCGACAAGUUCAGCUUCGCCGACGCGGUGGAGCGCUACGUGCAGUCCACGACCCGGCAGCCCAGCGGCUCCACAACGCGGACGCUCCUGCGGCUGCUGCUCGGGCUGCUGCUUCUCCUGGGCCUGCUGGGCCUCGCCCUGCAUUUCCUAGGCCCGCAGCCCGUGCAGGCGGCGGGGAGGCGCCUCUGACCUCUCGCCACUCUGGAGCGCCUGCUCAGUUCUGUCUGCCGGGUUCUCGGUGCUAGUACCCUCCCCUCCUGGCCCUCGGGAUUUGGACCGGCCUUUGCGUUCUGACCCUGCCCCUUGGGCCUAGCCACGCCCCCAUCAGCCUUCCGGGUUGUACUCGCCCCGCCCUCCGUGUUUGGGCACGCCCCCGCUCGGCCGCCCGCGCCCUAGCCACGCCCUUGAUCCGCCUUCUGCGCCCUGGCCCCGCCUCUAGCUCCUCCCCCCGGCCUGGCCCAGUCUCUGAGAGUCCCAGCCUCAGCCUGCUCGGUCUUCCAGGCCUUCCCGGCCUUCCCACGCCUGCCCAGUCCCGGCCCACCCCCCUGGACACUUCCCUGCUCUGGCUCUGCCCACUUUCUGGCCUCACUCCUUCAUUUGAGCCCAUCUUUUGGUUUCUCCUUCUGGGACUGGAUUGGCUCCCUCCUCCUGUGUCCAUUCCUUCCCUGGCCCCGCCCACUCUCUCUGGCUCCACCCCUUCCAGCCCCGCCUCCCGGACAGGGGUCUGAGGGCCAGUACCCCUGGGUGGCGUCUGUGGAGUUUGCGUUUCCUGCAGCCAUUUCCCGGGUUAGCGGAUCGUCCACCCCUCUGGGGCUUCUUUGGGCAUCUUCAUCGAUAUCGUUUCGGAAUCUUGGGUUAAACCCAUUUUAGUAACUUUGCGUUUGAUCCCCUCCACUCAAAAGUCGUGGUUCUCCCAUUCACACAAACGAGCUGGAGCUUGGAGGGACCUAGAGACCCAGGCAGGCUUCUUUCUGCCCAGCCCAACUUGGCUUCUGGGGGUUCCCGGUUUAUGAUUCUGGAGAUGAUUCAGCAUGGUAAACACAAGUUUCAAUUCCAGAUCGGGCAGGAUAAAAGAAACUUUGUCAAGUAUUGGAUGUCUCCAAAAAGUACCAAUAUAGUUAUAAUGGGGAAAGCAGAGUUUAAUUGGUCAUAUUUUACGACUUAUUAUUGUCCCUAUUUGUUAAUGAGGGGUAGUGGUGAUGGAUCACUGUCAUCUUUAAAGGUUAUGACCACAGAAUUUAUUAAUCCAACCCUGCUCCCCAUAGAAAUUGCACCUCUUAUCAUGUUGAUAUCAACUGUGGAUACCAAGAUUUCAGUGUAUAAUAGAUCCAUGUAUAUAUGUAUAUCAUAAUGUGCAGACUUGGAAUUGACUGAGCAAACGCCAGUCCAAAUGGAUCGUGGCAGAAGAGAAAGCCAUCACGAGUCUGUGGUGGAAGGGAAGGAAUGUGCUAAUCAACUAUAGCAGUCAUACCAACUAUGGCAGUCACCCAUCAUCUCAGAAUGUGACUCUGAUGAACAAGGAAGACAGUGUGUGAAGGAGCUUAAAAUGGCAUGCUGGUCUUCUAGGUGGCAUUGCAUGUGUGUAUAUAAUGUUUUAAAGAUCAAUAAUGAUCCUUUUCGACUGUUAAAUGCUUGACAGCUUGCAAGGAUUUUCAUCUAUAUGAUCUUAUUUAAAUGUUAUGGCCACCCUUAUAAUACAGUUUACUAUUGUUGACAUUUUA
This is a messenger RNA of Ictidomys tridecemlineatus (thirteen-lined ground squirrel), 3539 nucleotides long. NCBI's taxonomy places the organism in Eukaryota, Metazoa, Chordata, Mammalia, Rodentia, Sciuridae. The record is from RefSeq and is a predicted model, not a curated record.